Amphimedon queenslandica is the source of this 1528-nucleotide messenger RNA. RefSeq lists its product as uncharacterized. NCBI's taxonomy places the organism in Eukaryota, Metazoa, Porifera, Demospongiae, Haplosclerida, Niphatidae. The coding region runs from base 59 to 1399 and encodes 446 amino acids. The record is from RefSeq and is a predicted model, not a curated record. The transcript is spliced from 9 exons.
CCUGGGGACUACUCCCCCAGGCCGGUCGUUAAAAAAGAAGAAGGGGAGAAGAAGGAAUAUGCUGUUAAUUUCACUGCUACUAAUUCUAAGUUCUACCACUAAUGAUGUCAUCAGUGCUUGUGAAUUUGGAGUACCUCAUGAAGUAACAUCAUACACUGUCAAUAGAUAUGGUAGCUCAUCUGGUACACAAGUAUAUCUUGGAUUAGAGAAUUCAGCUUCAUGUGGAGGAUGCCUCAGAAAUUACACAAUAUGUCAAUUGAAUAGAAUUGUUGGUAGGACAAUGACACCAGGUAAUUUAUCCAUCUGGGAACCAGCAGUACCUUUUAUUGAUGGUUUAAAAGCAUUUAGCAAGAUUAAAAGCUCUGAUAUCCAACUACCAUUGGCAGUGAACAACACUUGUGGUGUUGACCCAACAGUGACACCUCUUAAUCCUUCUACUCCAUUACCUGCCCGGGAAGUUAUUUGCUUUCAGUAUUGUUUUCCUGAAAACUCUGCUAUAUUAGUGAGGCCAGGAAGUGUCCCUGGGAUUACGUAUCCUAAUGGUAUUACCUAUUCACUGGGCCAAAUAUUAUCAAUUAAUACAAGGCAGACUGAGGGGCUAUGUGUUGGAGGGAAUCAUAGGUUAUCAUUGGGUGAUCUUGUUGAAGUAACUUGUCCUUUAUCCCCAGCUAAUCUUACUACUGGUCUACUAGCUGGAGCUGGUAUUGAGCCAAUUUAUUGUCCUGGAUUAUCUCUACAGUAUGGUAGCAUUAAUAUCUCUGGUCCUUACUCUUAUGGUACUGGCAUUGAAUACACUUGUCAGACUGGUUUCCAUCUGGUUGGUGUUUCCAGUCAAACCUGUUUGUCCAGUGGAGACUGGAGUGAUGAAUUACCUUAUUGUAAUGUACUCAACUGUACUGACCCAGGAGUACCUAGUAAUGGGAAUUGUGUUGCAGUUACAAAUGGUUUCAAUAAUGGCUCCUUGAUUGUCUUUAGUUGUGACAAUGAUUUCACACUGAGAGGUAGUGAGUCAAUACUCUGCUACUAUGGCUCAUGGACUGCUUCAGUUCCAGAGUGCGUGCAUAUAAACAACACUGAAGCUCCAACAACUGUAAAUAAAAAUAAUGGAGUUGUUAUAGUGGUUGGACUUACUGUAUCAACUAUUUCAGUAAUACUUGUUGUUAUUUUAAUCAUAACACUAGUAAUAGUAAUAGUUAUGUUCAAGAGUAAAAUAAAUAAUAUUGAGAAAAGAAAUGCUACUGUCAAUAUGAUUAGAACAGAAGAAAGUCCAGCUUAUAAUGUCACGAUUAAUAGUAACGACGAUAUGCAAUAUAAUAAAGCAUAUAUUGCAGCACAGUCACUUGAGCAAGACUAUGCAAAAAUAGAAGAUAGUCUAACUGAUGAGCAAACUGUUAAUUGAUUAAUUUGCAGCAUUAAACUGAAGCCAAACAAAUGCACAAGCAAAAAAUAUUUUUAUUUUGUGUGAAAACAUUUAAUCAGAGAAUGCACAUAACACCAGGAUGUUCCAUGCACAAUAUUGAUGCUAUAA